Thamnophis elegans (Western terrestrial garter snake) is the source of this 5958-nucleotide messenger RNA. It is a transcript of the gene NES, whose product is annotated as nestin. The coding region runs from base 55 to 4740 and encodes 1561 amino acids. Gene Ontology annotation, biological process: positive regulation of intermediate filament depolymerization. The transcript has 5 exons. Gene Ontology annotation, molecular function: intermediate filament binding; CCR5 chemokine receptor binding. The record is from RefSeq and is a predicted model, not a curated record. Gene Ontology annotation, cellular component: intermediate filament. NCBI's taxonomy places the organism in Eukaryota, Metazoa, Chordata, Lepidosauria, Squamata, Natricidae.
GCAGGCCUUGCUCUCUCUCUCAGCUGGACUCUGCCUCCGAAAGGCGCCUGGAAGAUGGAGAGCUUCCUCAGCUCCUCCUCGCGGUCCUUGGGAGAGGAGUCCCUCCAGAUGUGGGACCUCAACAAGCGCCUGGAGGCCUACCUGGCCAGGGUGAAGUUCCUGGAGGAGGAGAACGAGCUGCUGAAAGCAGAGAUCCACGGCCUGAAGGGCGGCUUGGUGGAGACACCCUGGAGGGCCAAGUACGAAGCGGAGGUCGCCACGCUCCGGGCCACCCUAGACCAGGCCUACCAGGAGAAGUGUGUGGUGGAGCUGGCCAGGGACUCCCUCUACGAGGAGGUCCAGCAGGUGACCAGCAGGUGCCAGAGGGAGAGGGCAGCCCAGGAGGAGACCAAGAUGCUCCUGUCCCUCAGCAAGAAGGAGAUGGAGGAGGAGAAGCGGGCCCACAUUUGGCUGAGGGAGAAGGCCACCCAGCUGGAGAAGGAGGUGGAAGAGCUGGUGGAGGCCCACCAAGAGGAGCUGCUGAGGCUGGACCAGGAGAUGACCAGCUUCUCCCACCGCUUGGACGGCUUCCGUGCGGCCCCCGCCUGCUUCCAGCCGGUGGAAGUGGAAGACUACGCCAAGAGGCUCACCAACAUCUGGAAAGGAGCAGUGGAGACCUACAAGAUGGAGGUCUCGCAACUGGAGGCCUCCCUCUGCGAAGCCAAGGAGAACCUUUGGAAGGCCACCGAGCGCAACCGGCAGAACCAGCUGCAGCUGCAACAGCUGGAGAAGGAGCUGGCCGGCCUGAAGGUCCGGAAGACGACUCUGGAGGAGAGCCUUUCCCAGCAGUGGGCUCAGCAGCAGGGGGACGCCGAGAAGCUGCAGAUGGCCCUGGAGGCGCUGGAGGAGGAGAAGCAGUCGUUGCGCGGCCAGAUCUCGCAAGUGCUGGAGGAUCGGCAGCAGCUGGUGCACCUGAAAAUGUCGCUCAGCCUGGAAGUGGCCACCUACAGGACCCUCCUGGAAGCUGAGAGCACCAGGCUGCAGCUGCCGGCAACUGAUCUCCAGCUGGCCAGGGGGCUCAGAGAUGUCACAACCGAAUCAACUCUCAGCAGGCUGCAGGGGCCGUCGGUGGAUCGGGGCCGCUUGGGGAGCCGGGAUGUCCGGCCCAGCCCUGCCACUCUCCCGAAGCUUCGGGGGUUCCAGAGCAAAGUCGAGUCGCCCUCCUGGGGGGCCAAGACCCCGAGCUCGGCAGCCAGGGAGUUCCAAAAGGCCAACGCCUCCCUCCGGCACUCCCAGGCCGCCAAGAGCCCCGAUGGGCUGUUGCCUCCGCCCAAGGAGCCGUCCGCUUUCCGCCUGGACUCCUCCUCCCAGCACAGCCAGAGGGUGACGGUCACCCACUCGGAGAGCCUCCUGGCCCAGUCCGUCUUCUGCCCCCGACCCCCGCUGGCUUUCAGCUCCGUGAAGGAGGAGGCUUCGGGAGGGUCCCCGGGGAGCCUGGGCCGAGGAGAGGAGAGCAAAGGGGAAGCGAAGAGGGAGGAGGAGGAGGAAGAAGAGAGGCAGCUCAGCCGUCAGCCGCCAGCAGAGAGAGAAGUCCUAGACGGGCCUUUUCUGAGCCAGAUGGUUACCGAAGCCGUAGAAACGGCCAUCCAGGAAGUGAGGCCCAGAGAGACCCACCUGGAACCCAGCUUGCUCCAGGCGGUGAAGAGCCAAGCAGGUGUUUCUUCCGACAGCUCUUCCUCCCUGGGAGAGGAGAACGGCUUUCCCCUCAGCAGCACCGAGGGGCUGGAGAAGGCCCAGCAAGACCCCCGAGGAGGGGGACAACCGGCCGACCCCCUGGAGGAGUUCCAGGUCUGUGAAGACUUUGCAGAGGUCAACGGUGGGCAGGAGGCCUGGGCUGAGCUGCAGGGAGCUGAAGAGGCCUGGGGGGCCCUGGAGGCAGAGGCCCCCUUGGCCCUGGGAGCAGAACUGCCGAGGGCAGAAAGGAUGGGAGGAGGAGGAGGAGGAGGAGAUUUGCUCCCUGGAGAGGCCGACGAAGAAAACGGGUCUCCAGAAUGGAAGGAGAGGGAGGAGGAGGAUCUGCCUGCAUUAUUGGGGGGGACGCUGGGCAGCGCAGUGGGAGAAGCAGCUGAGAAGUCGGAGUUCGCCACGGAGGCAGAUGCCCAUGUGAACGGCAGCCAGGAAGGCUGGGAGCUUGGUGGCCCCCCAACAGAUAUCCUCGAAGGAGCCCCAGAAGGGAACACGGAGGAGGUCUAUGGAGGGGCUGAAGCGGUGGAGAUGCUCAGCCCAGAGGAUCUCUCCGAGAAAGAGCCCCAGGGGCCCCCCAGGGAAGACGACCAGGGUGGUUUGCAGGCAGAGCCCCUGGAGGUGGAAGCAAGCCCAGCCAAGGAGGACUGGUCAACCACCACCCGUACGGCAUUGUCCGCGGGUGACCACCAGAAAACGCUCCUCCCGGAGGAGGAGCAAGAGACCUUUGAGAGCCGAGAAGAGCUUCUUCACGAGGCCGAUUCUGCUCUGCCAGAGGGUGAGGGGAAGGGUCCAGAUGCCACGGAAGAGGCCCUGCCUCGGAGCUCAGGUCCUGCCGUAGAUGAAGAUGGCCUCUUGGCAGAUGAGCCAAAGGGGGCCGAGAGCAGGGAAGAGGAGAAAGGAGGAGAUGUUGCCGGGCCUCUUCCCACAGAAGACAGAGGAGAUGAAGGGACAAUGGAGGCCGAAGGCUACUUAGAUUUGGAGGCACCCAAAAGUAUCUUGGAACUGGGUGCGACCGUCCCCGGAGAGGACGCGGCCAUCCUCCAGCUGCGGGAGACCCUCGGGGAAGACCAGAGAAGGGAGGUGGCUGGAGGAGGAGGCCUGGAGCCCCUGGAGGAACAGGAGGGAGGAGGAGGAGGAGGAGGAUGGCUCCCAGAGAUCCCCUUGCAAGCCGAAGGGAGCAACUGGGAGGAAAGAGACUUGGUGACAAUCUCUGGGGGGCCAGGAAGUGAAGACCUCAUGGAGGUCCUGCAGAUGGAAGAGGUAUGUGGUGCUGUGGUGGCUGAGAACUUGCUGCAGAAGAAGGAAGGGGGCCCCAAGGACUCCGAAGACAAAGGAUGGGGGCUGGACGAUCACCAGGCAGGAGAGCAGCCACUCGGGACUGAAGACCCCUCCAGGGAAGAGACCACCUGGCCGGAAGAAGCCCUAGAGUUGGCCGAGGCGCCUGCAGAAGACUCCAUUCCCCACAGGGAGGAGGAUUCGGGGACUGAGGAGACCCUUGGACAUUCAGACUUCCUCCCAAAUGGCCCGAGGGAGAGAGGUGGUGCUGGGGAGGAGGAUGUCCAGCUAGGAGAGACCUUGCCAGGCCAGCUGGCUUCAGACCAUGGGCUGACCCUGCCUGAGACUCCAUCCCUGCCUUCCUUGGAGAGGGAAGAAGAGGCCCCCCUUUUAGAAGAAGACACUGCAAGCCUUCUGCUGGUCAAGGGAGACGGAGGGGAGGAAGGCCCCCCAGGGGGAGAAAGGGGCUGCAGUCCACAGGAGGACGGGCCCUGCUCAGAAGAGCCUCUGGCCGCGGAGGGUUCGGCAGAAGCUGUGAUCCAAAGACAGCCGUUCACAGCAGACGGGGAGGAUCGGGGCCCCGGAGAAGCUGAGCAGGAAGACCUGGAAGGGGCCCCUGGCCUGGAGCCAGAAGAAGACCCCUGGCAGGAGGGUGAGGCGGCCAAAGGGCCAGUGGUCCCCACAGAAGAGGUGGCCCCAGAGCUUCCUUCAGAGCCAGGCGAUGGCUUUGGGUCCCCAGCGGACGGUUGCGACCCCAGCUAUACCCAGCAGGAAGAGGAGGAGGAGGAGGAAGAUCAGGGGCCCUUGGGAUCUAGUGACCAAGAGCCUCCGGAUGUGGGCCCUGCAAAGGUUUCACCCCUGACCAGCGUCACUGAUUUGGGAGAAAUAGUGCUGGAAGGCGAUGGGGCAGUGGAAUCCGACACGCUGGGACCCUGUGAGGACGAAUGUUUCCAUGUCUUUGACGCGGAAGAUCUGAUCCAGCAGAAAUUUGUGGCCGUGGAAGAUCCCCCAGGAACCGGCUCCCCUGAGAGGUUCCCAGAGGACCUGGCGGGUCUUCUAGAGAGCAAGGGAGACCCCAACAUUCUGGAAAUUGUAGAACAAGCUCUGGAGUUCAACCAAGAGUUGAUGAAGGCUGCUGAGGAGGAGCGGGGAGGGCCGGGCAAGGAGGCCCAAGGCUCCCCAGAAGAAAGGUCUCCCUAUGCUCCCCCUGCACGUCUGGACCAGGGACCGCCCCAGGUUCCCACAGAAGCUCCGGAAGGCUCUCCUCCCAUCCCGAGGGAAGCCCACCCGUCGGGGGAGAGCCAGGCUAACGGGCUUCAGGAGGAGCCGAUCUUGGAUGAGUUCCCAAGCGAACUUCUCAACGGCCUUGGGCAGGGCAAGGCGGACCCUCCCGAAGAUGAGGAUUUCAUCAAGGAAGUGACUAUCGCCCCACAGUUCUGCCCAGAGGACAGCCCCCCCAGGGCAGAGACCCUAAGCCAGAGUCCGCCCCCAGUCCCAGCUGGUGAAGAAGGGUUUAGAAGUGGAGGCACCAGCCCUGAGGUUCUCGAGAAGGUCUCGCUGGACCAGGAGCUGCUAGAUGAGGACAUCCUGGAUGACCUGCGGCAGAAGACCUGUGUGAAAGGAGGCAAGGAUGCCAACCUGGAACCCAUGCCCUUCCUCUUCGGGGACGAGAUUCGGCGCCAACCCUUGGAAUUCCGGCCGGAAGGGGACCUGGAUCUCCAGCCCUCAGAAGACGACUGAAAGGUUCCCCCUUGGGCCAUUAAUCCCAGCCGGUGACAAACAGAGUAACUCCUGUUAAACGCACCUCUCCUCUCUCAGACCCACCAUUUCUUCCCCCUUUUUUUGUAGUUACCUUCCUUCCUCCCUUCCUUCCUUCCUUCCUUCCUUCCUUCCUUCCUUCCUUCCUUCCAAAUUUGAGAUAGCCCCAUUGACAAUCAAAUGCUUGGGUAGGCAGCAUUUUCAGCCCUUUAACGUUUUCCAUGGUAGAUUUUGUUUAAAACACUUUUUUUUUUAAAGAAAAAAGGCCGUGUCUGAUAGCCUUUGUCUUCGCCUUAAGUGUAACCAGCAAUUUGGUAAAACUGUGGUUGUUUUUUUUAAAGAAAAUGAAACGUUUCCUCUGUGCUCUAGUUCUGCCCAGCAGGGAAACAAGCUGCGUGGUCUGAUCCAGUCUCCUACCUUAUUUCUCUAAGGGAGGCACUCUGGAGCUGUUUCCCAGCAAACUUUUACGACGCCCUCUCCUCCCCGCCAUUGUCUGGGUCAGAAGGGCUUCAGCUAGGGCAGAGUCUGCGUUUUGGCUGCAGAACACCCAGAGUUCCCCCCCCCCUAGAGCCUGCUGGCUGGGGAAUUCUGGGAGUUGGAGUUGCCGAGGCUGAGACCCAUGGAUCCAGAGGGAGAUUUCUUUCCGAGAGUGGCUCCUGUAACACGCCAGUGCCUUAAUUUAGGAACGCCUGGAAGAAACUCUGGAGUUUGAUCUGGUGUUGCUCCCUUUCUCGUCUCCUCUCCUUGAUUUCCCAGGAUUCCCGUUAUCCACUCACCAUUUCUCUCGGGGGGGGGGAGUCAGGACACCCAUGUUGGCAAAGGUGCCCCUGCUUCUGCAUGGGGCCGAUCUAACAACCCUGGGAGAAAUUAGCGGGCGUUUUGGUCCCUCGGCAUGAACUCAGAAGCACCGGGAGCCUCUGCCAGGGCACAGAAGCAGAGCCAAGCAGAGGUUUCCCCAAGUGUGACUUUGAUCCCCCCUCCUCUCUUUUUAACGACAAGGGUUCGAGCAUCCCACCCGAGCCCAGCCCAGCUUCAGAACAUGGGCAGAGUUCCGCAGAGGAGACCGAAGGACGGGGCACCGAGAGGGAUGCUCCAGAAACCGGUUCCAGGAUCAUUUCUCCCCCCCUGCACUCCAGUGCCUUCUGCAAUGAAGUUAGGAUGAUUUAACAAAAAAACACCUGAGCUCCAGUCGGUGCCUCU